GCGCUCGGGCGUGCGCGUCUGUGAGCGGACCGUCCUCCGUCUGCGCCAGCGCCGGCGAUAAUGGCAGAAUUAAGAGAACCCACUCAUGAUUGGACAACAGCGCUGAAACAUGUUUGCUGAACGGAUAAAGGCUGUCAGUUUUACACAAGUGUUCCUCCGGAAGGAAGAGGAUGUUGAGAGGAGCCGUCGCCCUUCGCCCAGCGCGCGAGGAGCAGCCUGCGAGGCUUUCCCGCGCACUGCGCCGCUGUAACAGGUCCGCGCGCUGCUGGGGCGAGCCUCUGGUCAAGAGAGAAGAGAGCAGAUCUGCUCCGGACAAUGCCGGGGUCAGCAACGACCGGGAUGCGCCGCGCGCGAGCCCAGCGACCUGCCGGAGCCUGCGUUCCCACGGACCAGCUGGACCGCCGCCGCUGCCGCCGACCCGUUCCGCAGCUUCGGCCUCAAAGGGUAAACGCGACGACGUGGAUCCUGGCAGCAUCCGCGACACCAAAACCUGCCACCUCGGUUACAUCAACACCUCCUGAUAAAGCCUAUGCUUACGACUCGGUGCCAGGAAAUCGAAUUCGCUGUUUCUGAUAUAUUCUGCACGCACUGACAACGCACACAGAGGACGUCUUAAAACGAGCUGGAUAACUACUGGCCAUGUUACGGAAACAUAGGAAGCUCCUACCUCGUACAAGAUACGGAGGAGUUAUAUUUUUAAAUGAAAAUAAAUGUUAAUUAAGGAGA
Schistocerca gregaria is the source of this 726-nucleotide messenger RNA. RefSeq lists its product as uncharacterized. The record is from RefSeq and is a predicted model, not a curated record. The transcript has 4 exons. Lineage: Eukaryota; Metazoa; Arthropoda; Insecta; Orthoptera; Acrididae. Bases 171 to 521 code for a protein of 116 amino acids.